This is a messenger RNA of Rhea pennata, 2084 nucleotides long. RefSeq names its product coiled-coil domain containing 90B (gene CCDC90B). Lineage: Eukaryota; Metazoa; Chordata; Aves; Rheiformes; Rheidae. Gene Ontology annotation, cellular component: mitochondrion. The annotation marks the transcript as partial. The transcript is spliced from 9 exons. The record is from RefSeq and is a predicted model, not a curated record.
GAGCCGGGCGCGGACAGGCAAGGAGUAAGCGCCGGUACUGUUGCCGAGAGGCACGCGGUGACGGCCGGGGCGGAGCGGUCUCGCUGCCGUGACAAGGCGCCGCCUGAGGCAGAGUCGGUGAAAAGCAUAAGUUUUGCUGCCACAGCUCUUAGAAGAUCAUAUGAUGUGAGAAGAGUUGAAAUCACUCCCCUGGAACAGAGGAAGGUAACUUUUGAUACCCAUGCCUUAGUGCAGGAUCUGGAAGCCCAUGGCUUUGGGAAAGAACAAGCAGAGACCAUUGUAUCAGCACUAAUAACUCUGUCAAAUGUCAGCUUAGACACAGUCUACAAGGAUAUGGUGACCCAAGCUCAGCAGGAAAUAACUUUACAGCAGAUAAUGGCACAUUUAGACUCUAUUCGAAAAGAUAUGGUCAUCCUGGAGAAAAGUGAAUUUGCAAACUUGAGAGCAGAGAAUGAGAAAAUGAAAAUUGAAUUAGAUCAAGUUAAACAACAGCUAAUGAAUGAAACAGGUAAAAUCCGAGCUGACAGCAAGCUAGAUAUAAACUUGGAAAGAAGCAGAGUGACAGAUAUGUUUACAGAUCAAGAGAAGAAACUCAUGGAAGCAACUACAGAGUUUCAUAAGAAAGAUUCAAGUACCAACAGUGUUAUCUCAGAAAUCAGUAAUAAAAUUGACACUGAAAUAGCUUCCUUAAAAACACUUAUGGAAUCUAAUAAACUGGAUACAAUACGUUAUUUGGCAGCUUCGGUAUUCACUUGCCUAGCAAUAGCACUUGGAUUUUAUAGAUUCUGGAAAUAGAUCUAAAUGGAAUGACUACAUCAAAUAGAGAUGGAGAAAAGGCCACCACGCAACAUUUGCUAGACCAUCAUGUUUCAGCUGUAGAUAAUCUUGGUACCCUUUUUUUUAUAUAUAUUCUUGUUGUACAUAAAAAGUUUUCUGAAUAGUUAACACCAAAGAUCAAAAUAUUUGUAGGAGGAGGGUAAGUAAAUACACAGUGAUUAUUCUUUGUCCCUUAUUCAAUAAUUUAUUUACCUCAGUGGACUUUCUACAUUAAGUCAGAAAGUGUUUCCUAAGAAGUUUCAGAAUUAAUUUUGUUUUGUCUUUCAGAACAUUCUCUAUGCCCUCAGCUCCUCUCAAAAGGGAAACAGUAAACAUUUGAUAUGCCUAUGAAAAUAUGGGAAUACUAAUGCCAGAUUGCAGCAGAUCUACUCUGAUCCAAGCAGAGUACCCUAAUUUUAAAAAUAGGGGCUGGAUGUUUCUUCAAUCUGUUGCUCUUUUCUGAUGGAUUGAAGCAUGGCCCAUUGGUAAUAAAUAUAAACACACACUCCCAGGCUUUUCCUGAAGAUUUCUCUUUCUUCAAAAGUGGUUUACAUAGAUAUAAAAUCUCAUUUAAAACUAAGAUGUCCCCAUACAUUUUUUUAAUACCUUUUACCCAUACCUUCAGAGGCCAACAGAAUAAGGGGAACUAUUCUUUCCAAAGGGAGAUGCUCUCACAGUGUAGAGCCUUGGGCAGAAAAAUGUUCAUAACUCCUCCCUUCAGGUAAUACAGGGUGUUUCCAAUAAACCCUCCUGUAUCUUCUGAGUAUAGGAUCUAACUUCUAAUGUGACUAUAUUCAGCAUCUCAAAUAAAGUUGCUAGUGUGGUGGUGGUCCUUCUCCUCCCUGUCUCCCCACUUCUCUGGAGUGUUCUGUAAUCCCAUGGAAAAGAAUGGGACACACUGACUUCUAAACUAACCUGAUCAUGAUCCCCCUACCUUCUGCAAGUACUUUAUGACUUUGAUUGCCAAGAUGGAACAUAAUGGGGGAUAUCUUUCAAAACUGAAGCACUCACACUUUGCUGAGUACAAAUGCCUACGCUUAGUUUAAGUCUUUAAUUAAAUUCAAGUUCUUCCUGGAUUAAACUUUUAAGUAAGAGUAGGCCUUAAUGGGCUAGAGAGUAUAAAAAUUUGGAUAGUGACAAUUUUUUUUCUAUAGCAGUUUUAUUCUCUCUAUAUUGAAUUUGCUGGUACCUUGCAAAUUCUUGUAUUCUGUGCAUGAGAUUAUGUAUUUAAACAUUUUUAUUUAAGAAAAUAAAAUGAAUUUGUUACA